AUGCUCCGAAAUCUUUUUGCAGGAGUGUAUGUCGAAUGCGAGAUUGCCCAGAUGUGUGCUUGGAUCAGCGAGAAAUGGUUGAACAAAGAAGGCAUUUAUGAACAAGAUGUCGAUGGGCUUUCCUUUGCCGACCCCACCUGCAGUGCGACUGAUGUCGGCUCGCUCGAAGGACUCCCAGAAGAUCUUCAUUUUUGGCUCUGGUGCUCCACUGAAAUUCCGGAAGAGCCAGAUGCUGAGCACCAGCUUAUUGACGGACUAAAGCAUUAUGAUUGCGGAACAGACACUGAAAUUCACCAAGGAGAGAAUUACCCCGGUAUGGAAACUUGGAAAACCGAGCCGCAUAUUCGGCAUAAUAACACAAUAUCGACCAAGGGAAAAUAUAUUCUCAAGCAAAUCAGCCUUCCUGUCCAGUGCGAAUGGCCAACCUCCCUCCCCGAUCAAAAACCAGUCGCGAUUCUUGUCGACAGCGAGUCCUUCAACCCAUCUUAUUUCAAAAGCGAAAAAGAUAUUUCCCUCGAGGUCAAUAUCAAAAUUUUCACGGAUGAGUCAUUCUCGCAAGCUUACGAGGACACUCCUAAUUAUUUGCUUGGCCAGAGAGUUUUUGUCCAGAUAAGCUUGAAAGAAGAUUUGAUGGAUUCGACUUUUGGGAUUGAAAUUAAACAUUUUUGGGGAUCUCCAGAUAAAUCUGUGACAAACAACAUCUACUUUGCCUGGAUCAAUGAAUUCUGCGCGACAGAGGAAGAAAUUCGCCCUGUCGAGUCAUCCUCGCCAAGUCAGCUUCGUUUCUCUCUCCCCUCAUUUCGAUUCCACCAACGAGAUCCGAAAAUAUAUCUUCAUGCAUUUGUCAAAGCAUGCAAAAAAGAAGAGUGCAAAGCUUUCAACCUCUGCGGAUCACGAAGUAAGAGCUUUGCUUCCUUCGAAAGUGAUCGGAGAAAACGCAGAUCCAUCGGAGACUCGAGUCACUCGACAGUGAUUUCCAUCCCCGUUUCGAUCCCGGAAAAAGAACAAGAAGAAACAGCUGAUGAAGUUAUUCUUAAUUGCUAUGGCUUUGCCAUCGGUUUUGGUGUUCUUUUACUUGGUGCCAAUGUUAAGCUUUUACUGUAA
Molecule: messenger RNA, 1104 nt
Organism: Oikopleura dioica
Lineage: Eukaryota; Metazoa; Chordata; Appendicularia; Copelata; Oikopleuridae
Source: the annotation of a GenBank genome assembly